Molecule: messenger RNA, 2823 nt
Organism: Protopolystoma xenopodis
Lineage: Eukaryota; Metazoa; Platyhelminthes; Monogenea; Polystomatidea; Polystomatidae
Source: the annotation of a GenBank genome assembly
GGAACUAAUCUUCUCUUUGUCUGUGCCGUCGACCAGGAGCUGCUCGCCUCGUUCGCUCUCCGCCUGGCCGCGCCCGGGCCCAGUUCGGCAGAAGCCCUGACUCUCCUGUCGGCGUUUCGUGCGCCCUCCACCUCGCCGAGCUCCUCGGCCGUGACGACCGCCUCAGCCGUCCCGACGACUGACCUCCCGCCCGGCUUUGAGCCUGCCGCCGUCGCCGCGCCCGAGGGCGUCUUCUCGGUGGCCGCACCGUCCGGGGCCGGCUCAUCUCUGACGGCCGCAGUCGCCUCCUCCGCCGACUGCCCCCCCUCGGCUCUGCUCGCCUGCCCCCACCUCACGGCGUCCUCUUUGCGUCUGGCCGGCCCGGCAACCGUCGCCGCGGCCACGAACAAGACGACCGGCCUCGCUCUGCCGCUGUCACUGCCGUUGUCGUUGCCACUGCCGCUGUCGCUGCCACUGCCGCUGCCGUUGCCCCUCACCGGCCCCGGCCGGACGGUGUCGGGACAGAGCGCGUCGACCGAGUCGACCGUCGACGCGGCCGACUCGGCUCCCACGAAUCUGGCCAAUGGGCUGCCGUUCGGCGCCACCCACGAGCCGCUGUCCGCGCCGCCCGAGGCCUCGGGCAUGUCGGCCGACGGGCCAGCCGAGCUCGGAUUGGCUGGGCCACGAGCCGGCCUCUCGGCGCUCGACCUGCUCGCCGGACAUGCGCUGCCCGCCGGCCGCGGCCUCGCGGCUCUCUACUCUCUCCUCCUCUCCUCCACAGCCGACAGCCUCGGCGUCUCGCUCUCCGGUCUUCUGCCCGGCCUGCCCGGCCUGCACGACCUGCUCGCCGCCCACCACCUCCAGCCGCACCAACACCCCAUCACGCGCCAGCCGCACAGCCACCUCGCACACCAGCUCAUGUCCGGCCAGCAGAACGGCCCCGAGCCCGCCUCCUCCUCCACCCCGCCAACCGGCCCUCGGCUCGCCACCUCGACCGGACUCGACGCCGAUGCCUGCGAGCCCGCCGAGCUCGGCCUCUCGGCCGCUCGCCACCAAUUGUCUCCGCCCAACCGGCUGUCCGUGCCUCCGGGCGGGCCGAGCGGACCAAUCGGAGAACGCGACCACCUUGGCCAGCACCCUUUGCUCGCUUCGCCGCAGCCGGCCCCUCUUCCCGGCCAGCUGGGACCGCAGCUGCUUCCUUCCGCACCACCGCCACCGCCACCACCUCCGACGCGGUCGACCAAUCUUCUGCAACUGCUCAGCCGCCGCCUCUCCAACACGCAGCCCGCCGUCGAGCCCGGGCCGACAAGCCAAGCCGCACUGGCCGGUUCGCCGCCCGACUGCCCGGUCGGCCAGUCCGUCUCACGGCGCGACGCCGACGACGAGUCGUCGCCUCGGGUCGAGCUGAAGCUGGAGCCGCCGGGCCACGGUGCUGCGCUCUUUUCACGCCUUUCCCCCACCCCCGGUAGCCCCACACCCUCUGCGCCUACCCCCCUCUUCGGCCUGCUUCUUCGCACUCUUGUCAUUGCUAAUCUUGUUCAACACACCAUUCACACUCGCAGCAACACCGACGGCAUUGGUCAGCAAGUCAACAGUUUGACGACUAUAAACGAUCACGGCUACGCGGCCGGAGCAAGCAGGACGCCGAAACAUGCACUAACCAUCUCGCAUUUCAAGGCCACGCAACACCCACGAGGCGCUUUACGAUACCAUUUUUACAUUCGCAAACCUGUCAUAUCAUGGCCGAUCUUCAGGUUCGAGCCCGCAUCCGUUUUAGCCGCAUCCCCAACGGGACUGGAAAUCGUAGUUGCUAGUGUCAGGCGGUCUUACCACCACUCCGUUACUCGAAUAGGCCUGCCAACGGACACCGGCAGGCCAGACGCCUCCCAGUACAUAUUUUUGCAGGAAUUGCUCCGCGUUCCGAUUGUUGAUGUCCGAGUUGUGGGUUGCGAGUCGCACGCCUCGGGACUGCAUUCGUCGAAAAUGGCGUUUCGACGGUCCAGAGGGAUUUGGCGCCGACCUGGCGACUCACUGAUUGGUGGGACAUGUGUGGCGAUGCGUCCUCGCAGUUGCCUGGGUCGGGUCGUUGAGGUCGCUUGCUGUCUGCUUGGCCCGAGGACGGCCUGUCUCAGGCGGCAGAAGCAGCACGAUUGUCGGCCAGCCCGGUCUAGUCCGGUCUCGUCCGGUCUCGUCCGGACAGGCCACUCUGCGCCGGCAGGUGUCUGUCAGCCCCCUUCUCCGUCCGCUCCUAGCCCCAGCCCCAGCCCCAGCUCCGUUGACCCGGUUCUCGUUCGGCUGUCCGGCUCACUUGUGUGUGUAUGCUUGCGCCGGAGGGGCUCACGAACGGAUCACUUCAACCUUCCCUUCUCCACUCCCCUGGUACAGACCGGCCUAAUCGAUUUACUGUUGUCUGGUCCCUGUGUCAAACCGAUCACAACGUCUUGUUACUUUUUUCUCUUGCUCUCAUUUCUCUUUUGCUCUCGUCUGCUCUCUCUUUUCUGUAUGUAUGUGCUUUUAUCUAUUUCUGUGUUGUUAUGGUGUCUGGAUAUCAUUAGCCGUUACUGUAUGUAUGUACGUAUAGUUAUCUCUUUGCCUAUCUACCUACACUGUCUGUAUGCAUAUCUACCUAUCUAUCUAUCUAUCUAUCUAUCUAUCCAUCUAGAUAUCUACCUAUCUAUCUAUUUAUUUAUUUAUCAGCCAGUCGAUCUUCAUACAGCUAUUCUUUCUCUCUCUCUCACUAUCUAUCUAUCUAUCUAUCUAUCUCUGCGUCUGCCUUUCUUUUUCGCUCUCUUUGCCUUCUUGUUUGUUCUUCAGUCAAUUCUUGAGACUGAUUUGAAGACAUGA